This is a messenger RNA of Chaetomium globosum CBS 148.51, 2793 nucleotides long. RefSeq lists its product as uncharacterized. The record is from RefSeq and is a predicted model, not a curated record. Bases 1 to 2793 code for a protein of 930 amino acids. Gene Ontology annotation, biological process: DNA integration. NCBI's taxonomy places the organism in Eukaryota, Fungi, Ascomycota, Sordariomycetes, Sordariales, Chaetomiaceae. Gene Ontology annotation, molecular function: nucleic acid binding. The transcript has 3 exons.
AUGUUACCACCCAACACGGCUCGCAAAGAUCACGACAGCCGACGUCAACAAGUUCAUGGAGGACAAGCCGGAACUGUCACGCACCGAGCUUCUUCAGAAACUCCCCCUUGGCUCCACGAUCUCGCCAGAGCCUUCUCCCCACAGGACGCAAACAAGUUACCGCCCCGCCGGUCGUGGGGUCACAAAAUCGAAAUCCAGCCGGGAAGGGAACCCCCGUACCAAAAGUCACGCCCUCUGUCGCCCGCGGAAUUACAGGUCGUGCGGAAGUGGCUGGACGACAACCUAAGCAAGGGGUUCAUCAGGGAGUCUAGGGCUCGGUGCGCCGCGACCCUUCUCCUCGCUGCGAAGCCGGGAGGGGGAGUCCGUAUCUGUCAAGACUACCGAGGCCUGAACAGCGUCACAAUCAAGAACCGGUACCCGCUGCCAUUGGUCCGCGAGACUCUCGAUGCCAUUUGCCGUGCCAAGACAUGCACGGCAUACCUUGACGACGUCCUUGUCUACUCGGAAUCCAGGAAAGACCACCGUGACCACGUCCGCGAAGUUGUCCGCCGCCUGGGAGAUGCAGGCCUCCAGAUCGACAUCAACAAGUGCGAGUUCGAGACCACCAGGACCAAAUACCUAGGCCUGAUCAUCACGCCCGGGGGCAUGGAGAUGGACCCCGCGAAGGUGAUGACGAUCCGAGACUGGAAACAGCCAACGAACCUCCGCGAUCUCCAGCGAUUUUUGGGGUUUGCCAACUUCUACCGACAGUUUAUCAGGGGCUUCUCAGUCGAGGCCCUCAAGACAGCUUUCAUCACCGCGCCAGUCCUCGCCAUGUUUGACUACGACCGAAAAACAGUGCUGGAAACUGACGCCUCAGACUGGGCGUCCGGGGGAGUACUCUCGCAGAUCGAUGAUGAGGGCGUGCUGCGACCCGUAGCAUACUUCUCGGCAAAGCACAGCGCCGCGGAAUGCAACUACGAAAUCUACGAUAAGAAACUUCUAGCCAUCGCGCUAAACCAGCGACAAGUCCGCUGGUCGGAGUUCCUGACCGGGUUCAACUUUAAGAUCACGUACCGGCCAGGCUCUAAGGCAAUUCGCCCCGACGCCCUUAGCCGUAAACCAGAGGACCGCCCAGCUCGCGCGGAUGCCGACGAUGACCGCAUCGAGAACCGACAGCGAACAAUGCUGCCACCUGACCGCUUUGACAAAGCGGUACUCGCCGAACUGAUCCGCGAAGCCAAUGAGGCUGGCGAUAUCACUGCCGCCCCCGCACGGCUAAUUCUAUCAGACGAUGCUACGCCGAUCGAUGACCUUAUUGACCAUGCAUACCAGAGAAGCGACAUGAUCCGCAUCGCCCUCGACUCGCUCCAAGACCAUACCACCCGCCGCUGGCCUAAAGAAAUCCGAAAAGAGAUGAGGAUUGCCAUGGCCGACUGCAAGGUGGUGGAAGGGCGAAUCUACUACCGGGAUCGAUUGUUUGUCCCCGCCGACGACGACGAGCUAAAAAUCCAGAUCAUAUACCGCGCCCACUCCUCGGGCCCGGUUGGACACCCGGGCCGAUACAAGACGACAGAGCUGGUCUCGAGAACGUAUUGGUGGCCGCGACUGUCGCGAGAUGUCCAAUCCUACGCCCGCGCAUGCGAGCUCUGUGUCAGAACGAAGGCCCCCCGGACGUCACCCGCCGGGUUCCUGCACCCCCUCGCCGUCCCAUUCCGUGCCUGGUCAGAUAUCUCGGUUGACUACAUCACACCGCUGCCCGACUGCGAACGGACGGGCCGCAAGUACAAACACAUCGCCGUCGUCGUCUGCAGGCUGACAAAGAUGAGACACUUCAUCCCGGUCACCAGCUUGACCGCAGAAGAACUGGCAGAGCAGUUUGUGGCGCGAGUUUACGCCCUUCACGGUUCCCCAGACACAAUUAUCUCGGACCGAGGAACCCAGUUCGUCUCGGAAUUCUGGAGGGAGCUGUCUGCACGGCUAUCAAUCACACUGAAACCCUCCUCGGCCUUCCACCCGGAAACCGACGGCCAGACAGAACGGGUCAACGCCAUUUUGGAACAAUACCUACGGGCAUUCAUGAACUUCCACCAGGACGAUUGGGUCGAUUGGCUGUUGCUCGCCGAGUUCGCCUCCAACAACACGGUCAGUGAAACCACGGGCUUCUCGCCAUUUUUUGCCAAUUAUGGCUUCAACCCGCGCCUGGGAUUCGAGCCCCGGACCCCAUGCUCUCCGGACAAGACUCCGCAGCAAAAGAAGGAAUUCAUGCGCGCACACAAUAUUGCGGACCGGUUCGAUCAGAUCCUGACCCAACUGAAAGCCCUGUCCGCCGAAGCCACCCAGCGGUACGAACAAAACGCCAACGCCCGUCGCGAGGAUGCUCCCCGGUACUCGGUGGGAGAACGAGUAUUUGUCAACACCCGGAACAUGAAGACCAAUAGGCCGAUGAAGAAGGGAGACGAUAAGUGGGCAGGACCGUACAAAAUUACCGCCUCCUACCCCCGUGCGUGUGCCUUGGAAUUGCCCGAAGAGAUGAGGAUCUUUCCCGUGUUCCACCAUUUGCUGCUACGCCUCGCAAUCACAGGACAUGGUCUGAGAGUCCAGGUCGAAAUAAACGAAGCAGAAUCUCGGGACAUUCGUGGCCGCAUCCUGGAACGAGACGACGGCACAGGAGAGAUAGUAGAAAAAUGGCUGUUUGAUGGACUUCUGGACUGCCACAACCAAGACGGGUACCACUACCUGAUCAAGUGGAAGCAUCACCGGCCAACCUGGCAACCCGCGUCAGAUUUAAAGGCCAAGAACAAGCUAUUUUAG